Messenger RNA from Xenopus tropicalis (tropical clawed frog), 2365 nucleotides. RefSeq names its product maternal embryonic leucine zipper kinase (gene melk). The transcript is spliced from 18 exons. The coding region runs from base 191 to 2149 and encodes 652 amino acids. Gene Ontology annotation, molecular function: protein kinase activity; protein serine/threonine kinase activity; protein serine kinase activity. Gene Ontology annotation, cellular component: plasma membrane. The record is from RefSeq and is a predicted model, not a curated record. Gene Ontology annotation, biological process: hemopoiesis. NCBI's taxonomy places the organism in Eukaryota, Metazoa, Chordata, Amphibia, Anura, Pipidae.
UCUUUCCUGGGAAAUUUAAAUGUUUAGUUCGGCUCACGUAUAAGCUUUUGGCUCUGCCUUGUUUGUAGCUGGGAUCCAGCGGUGCCGGCACUGCCUGAUUAUUCUCUGACAAGAUCGGAGAGACGCAAACCAUCACCUGGUGAAAGAACUGUUGUUAAAAACUAAAACUCGGUUUACGGAGGCUGCUGUCAUGGCUGUUGAUGAUUAUGAAGAGCUACUUAAAUACUAUGAGUUGCAUGAAACAAUUGGAACAGGUGGAUUUGCUAAAGUUAAGCUUGCUAGCCAUCUUACAACGGGUGAAAAAGUAGCAAUAAAAAUUAUGGACAAGGAAUCUCUUGGGGAUGAUCUACCUCGUGUCAAAACAGAAAUAGAUGCCAUGAAGAACUUGAGCCAUCAACAUGUUUGUAGACUUUAUCACGUUAUUGAAACACCAAAUAAAAUAUUCAUGGUCCUUGAGUAUUGUCCUGGAGGUGAGCUUUUUGACUACAUUAUUGCAAAGGAUCGAUUAACAGAGGAUGAAGCCCGUGUUUUUUUUCGUCAGAUUGUUUCAGCUGUUGCCUAUAUCCACAGCCAAGGAUACGCUCAUAGAGACCUAAAGCCUGAAAACCUUCUUAUUGACGAAGAUCAGAACUUGAAGUUAAUAGACUUUGGACUGUGCGCUAAGCCAAAGGGUGGCUUAGAUUAUCAUCUUAUGACUUGUUGCGGAAGCCCAGCUUACGCAGCACCUGAACUGAUCCAGGGUAAAGCCUAUAUCGGCUCUGAGGCUGAUAUUUGGAGCAUGGGAGUAUUAAUGUAUGCACUUAUGUGUGGAUAUCUUCCAUUUGAUGAUGAUAAUGUGAUGGUGCUGUAUAAGAAGAUAAUGAGGGGGAAGUAUGAGAUUCCAAAGUGGCUUUCUCCUGGCAGUGUGUUACUACUAAGCCAAAUGCUCCAGGUGGAUCCCAAGAAAAGGAUAUCAGUCAAGCAUCUAUUGAGCCACCCAUGGCUUAUGCAGGGUUAUUCCUGUCCUGUGGAAUGGCAAAGUAAAUAUCCUCUUGGCUAUGUUGAUGAAGAUUGUGUUACAGAACUCUCCGUUUUCUACAAGUGUAGUAGAACUAGCACUUCAAGAUUAAUUUCUGAGUGGAAUUAUGAUCAUAUCACAGCCAGUUACCUACUGCUUCAUUCAAAGAAGAGUCAUGGGAAGCCUGUUCGUCUAAAACGCCCACUAGCGGUUGGAGAUCAACCUGUUACCAGCUUCAAAGAACUCCGGCCAAAGAGCACACUAGAUUUUGAGGAACCUAAUUGUGGCGAAAUUGCAUAUGUCUUUGGAUCCAUGGAGUUCUCAGACGAUGAACUCUUUUCUGAAGACUUUGCAUACUCCUGCUUUGAACCGCACACCCCAAAAGAGUAUGUUAAAGGCCGUUCAGAAUUCCAUAGUGUGGAUUCUGCACCAUCCACUCCAGUGGUUCAACGUUAUGCUAGACACAAAAGUGAAGAUAAAGAGAACUGUGAUGCAGCAUUGGGCAAGGAUGAAAAUGUCUUUCUACACCCUGCACCUUGGACGCCUACUCCCAGAAGGAAGCAGAAUGAAAAGAAGGGUAUACUCACCACCCCCAAUAAAAACUCUCAUACAAAAGAGAAAAAUCAGUCAAAAGAAACGCCAACUAAAAAGCCUAUUACUACAGGAGAAGAGCUUGCAAAUGUCAUUAGCCCAGAAAGAAGAUGUCGCUCUGUGGAAUUGGAUUUAAACCAAGCGCAUGUUGAUAGUGCUCAGAAGAAAAAAGGAGCAAAGGUUUUUGGAAGCCUUGAAAGAGGCCUGGAUAAAAUGAUCACAAUGCUCACACCUAGCAAAAGGAAAGGAUACGCACGAGAAGGACCAAGAAAAUUAAGGGCCCAUUACAAUGUGACCACUACAAAUAUUAUGAAUCCUGAGCAGUUGCUGAAUCAGAUUGUAAAGGUGCUUCCAUCCAAGAAUGUUGACUAUGUGCAGAAAGGGUAUACUUUGAAGUGUAAGACUCAGUCAGAUUUUGGCAAAGUGACUAUGCAAUUUGAGCUAGAAGUAUGUCAGCUAAGCAAAUCUGAAAUGGUCGGUAUCCGGAGACAAAGGCUUAAAGGUGACGCUUGGGUUUACAAGAGACUAGUAGAAGACAUUCUCUCCAGCUGCAAGGUGUAAAUAUGUACAGUUUCCUCUCUGAUUCACAUGGUGUAAAGGACAUAUAUAGUCCCCACAGUAUCCAAUUGUUCUACUGUGUUUAAGAACUCCACAGUCUGUGAAUUAAUGUAAAAUAAUCCUAUAUUUUUUAAUGUUUGUUAAUGUCUGACUUUUAAUGUCUGUAGUUUGUCUAGAAAGAACCUAUUUCUCAAAUAAAUUAAAACUAUUCACAAUUUG